AUGGCUGACGUUCUCUCUGCAUCACUGCUGUCAGAUGAGCCGACGGCGCCCACGCUAGCGUCCAUGCCAGCCGAAAUCCUCGAGAAGAUCUUCGCCCUCGCCAUCCCUGAGCAAGUCAUAAUGAACGACACUCGUGAUAUCUCCAAAGCCUUGAGAUUCCGUCCCAUCAACUGUGUUUGGAGACUGGACGGGAUUUAUUCGGUACACAAAUGGACAUAUGAGCUACUGAAUGUGUCGAAGCGUCUCAGAGCCAUCAUCGGACCGAUCCUGUACACUCGGAUCAUCAUCACGCCCGGAUUCUUCCUGAGUAAGAGAUCAAGCUCGCACUUCUCAGCAGCUAGCGAGAUGAAACAUGAGCCGACGAGGUACUCGGGAAAGAAGGUCAAGCCUUUCAGUGUUUGUAAGACUGCCAAGCAUGGGUUGGAUCGGAAGUUGCGAGAGAUUUGUGGGCUGCCGUCGGCUUGUAUCCUCGAGGAGGAGAAGGAAGAUGUACUGAGUCAAGUAAGAGCUGGAGCCGAUGAGAGUAGUGAUUGA
Molecule: messenger RNA, 534 nt
Organism: Cyphellophora attinorum
Lineage: Eukaryota; Fungi; Ascomycota; Eurotiomycetes; Chaetothyriales; Cyphellophoraceae
Exons: 2
Coding region: 1-534 (177 amino acids)
Source: RefSeq, a predicted model, not a curated record